AUGGAACCCAAAUCAUCCGAUGAGCACGAGACGCAGUCUACGCAAUUGCCCAUCCUCCGUCCCUCCUCGCAGCACCUUGGACGACGACCCUCGAAUACCCCCCGAAUCGGCCUGACGACGACUAGUGGCCAUCUGAGCGACGGCGAAGAACGAGACUCACUAUUUGGAAAGAGGAAGAACGUGCCUCGAAAGCUUGACAGCGAGAAGUGCCAGCUUUGUAGACAACACAAGUUGAAGUGCACACCGCAGCCUCGACUGUGGCCACAAAAAUGCGAUCGGUGUUUGUCAAAGGGCCUGGAAUGCUCGCCUGGGGAGAUCAAGCGGCGCGCCAGACGACCGGUCAUGGAGGAGGAGCAAAACGACGUUGCCUCCGAUAUCUCAAGCGCGCCGGCGAUGCCGCCGAAUAAACACAAAACCCCUCGCGAGACUUGGGGCACUGAGGAUGUCAUGAAUAUCCUCACCGUCGUCCAGCUCCUGAACGGCGAGUACGAAAUACACCACAGUCAGAGAACAUUACUAUCUCGAAUCUUCGAUCCUCAAACAUCGUCCAAGGGUAGUCUCCAUUGGGACAGCCCUGCAUCCAGCGGGCAGCGACCGAUCCCCUACGUCUCAAGCUUGCAUCAGAGCCUGCCCCUGCUCAAAGACAAGCUGUCCCUGGCCUUCAAAGCUCGCCUCGGGCAAGGGGGUCUCUCUUCGGUAGACAGAACAGUUCUCGAAGCUGCCCUAGUGGAUUUGCAUACCGAUCUACCGCAACGUCCGAUCAUGGCCGGCCACGAUGCUGUAAAAUCGCCUAGUCAGACGCAUCUCUGCGACCUGCUCCUCGCGGUGAGAUCCCUAGCCUUAGAACCGAUCCCGCUUAAUCAACUCGCUGGUCUGGCCAGCGACAUGUAUUCAGAGAACCUGAUGAGAAAGUUCGGGCUGUACCAUUGGUCCCACGUCGAGCAGGGGUUCGGUCCCGAAUGGGCGAAGUUGCUCGGCUACUCCGUCCUCGGGUCGUUUCUCUUCGAAAGCGGCGAGCACUACCGCGAAGCAAGGUCCUAUGUCAAGAUCUGGAUCCACGACGUCGUCGCGAGAGACGGCAUGGGAGUUGGCCUCGCAGCAAACGACCUCGCCUCUUUCCCGGCGCAGUCAUGGUCUCUCGACAGCUUGGCCUUCCUGACUGACGAGGUCGGACUGAACGAGAAGGAUAACCAAGGGCUCUCGUUAAUGCACGCCGCGAUUCUGGACCGAAGACCAGACAUCGUCUGUCAGCUCAUUUCACGUGGCGCGAGGGUACCUAAUCGGAUCCGAGGGAAACGUUUCUCCCUCCUCCACUUCGCAGCAGCGGUCGGAUGCCAAAAUUGUUAUCUCGAGCUGCGCGGUCACCCGGACCUCGCGCCGGCGGAGGAGAUCCGGGACCGGGACGGCAUGUUGCCGCUGCACGUCGCUGCGCUGCGCGGACAUACUCGCGUUGUGGAAACUAUCUUGUCGGCGAAUCAUCAAGAUGUAGAGUAUGUCAACCGCGAGACGUUACAGUCAGGACAGACUGCGUUGUCUCUGGCCAUCGCCUAUCCGGAAACAAACGACACGGCCGAGCUCCUCGCGGGUUAUGCCGGCGUCGACUUUGUGGUUGAUCGAGACAUGAACCAGACGGCACUGCACGUGGCGGCGUCCCACAAGAAGUCCUUCUUUUUUCGCGCCCUCCUCUCCAUCGUGCCUCAGGGGCUGAUCAACGCGAGAAACGAGGACGGGGAGACGCCGCUGCACAUGCUUGCUCGUUACGGCGACCAGGAGACCUUGGAGGCGGCCCUGGGUGUUCCGGGGGUCGAGCCAGACCUCGAGGCGGGAGAUGGGUCUACGCCCCUCGUCAACGCUGUGAUGGAGGCUAGGGCCGGUGCGGUGGAAGUUUUGGCGGUUCGUGGGGAUGUCAACGUCGCAGUGUUGCAGCGGCCAUUGGAGCCGCCUGGAGUGUCUGCUCUCGAUUAUGCGAAGCAAAUUGUAGAGAGAGAUGGCAUUCACGUGGAGCAUGCAAAGGUGCUGAGAUACCUGCGGGAGAACUUCGUAGAACUCGCGGAUGACCUCAACGAUUACUCGGCAUCAGAAGGGCUGGGGGGUGGGACGUGA
This is a messenger RNA of Colletotrichum destructivum, 2103 nucleotides long. Its product is annotated as Putative zn(2)Cys(6) fungal-type DNA-binding domain, ankyrin repeat-containing domain superfamily. Gene Ontology annotation, biological process: regulation of DNA-templated transcription. The transcript is spliced from 3 exons. The coding region runs from base 1 to 2103 and encodes 700 amino acids. Lineage: Eukaryota; Fungi; Ascomycota; Sordariomycetes; Glomerellales; Glomerellaceae. The record is from RefSeq and is a predicted model, not a curated record. Gene Ontology annotation, molecular function: DNA-binding transcription factor activity, RNA polymerase II-specific; protein binding; zinc ion binding.